AUGGAUGCUUCACAAACAAUUUUAGAUGAUGCUCUGCGUAGAAUUGCGCAAUUAGAGAGAGACGUGGAAAGUCGUAGAAACGAUUUCCAUGAAAAGCGUCAAAGCCAUCAAACGAAGGGGCAAAAUCGGCGUUCCGUUAUUCGAGACUACAGUUCAAGCAGUCGCUAUACGACGCAGCAGGCAAGCCGAAAUUCUCAGUAUAGAGGUUAUGUACGUAGGCGUUAUUCAUCAUCAUCCUCUAGCAGAGGUACUACCCGUUCUUCACGUUCAAGAAGUGGCGAAAAGUCUAUUAGAAAUUCCGAGCAUAAUGACGGUGAGCGUAUCGCGAGACGAACGACACUUCAAGAAACUAAUCCCGGCGAGCGUCACCCGCGAGGUACGACACGGGAGUCAGGCAACUCACCUGACAAUAUUAAUAGAAGCUCCAAUUUACCGAGCGAGUCAGCAAGCGGCGCAGGCAUACAGCACGUAUACUCGGGUACAUCGCCAAUGUCUCCAGGCCCAGAAGAAGGGUUUCCUGAUUCUAUGUUAGCGUACAUUGGGCCAAACAUUACAGCACUUAGUCAAGGGUUAAAAAUAGGUCAACCAAUUGCUGAUAAUUGGCUGGCGCUUGCAAGAUCAGGACUGCCAAAAGAAAACGUUGAUGAACUUUUAGGAAAAUAUCCAAUACCAGAGAACUGUCCUGGUUUGGGCGGGCCAGCAUUGAAUCCGGAACUGAAAUUAACCUUGGCACCUCAGGCUAUCAAAAAAGAUAGCUAUCAAUUAGCGCUUCAAAAUCAACUGGGGGCAGCAUUGAGCGCGUUGGGUCAAGCAUUUUCGAAAACAUUGAGACGAAACAAGCAAAGCCACCAAUGCAGCUCUUGGAGACACUGGCAGAAUUUUAACGGAUUUACAUUAUAAAUUAUCCACAACCAGACGCUCCUUUAUCUUACU
Anastrepha ludens (Mexican fruit fly) is the source of this 933-nucleotide messenger RNA. RefSeq lists its product as uncharacterized. The coding region runs from base 1 to 900 and encodes 299 amino acids. The record is from RefSeq and is a predicted model, not a curated record. The transcript has a single exon. Lineage: Eukaryota; Metazoa; Arthropoda; Insecta; Diptera; Tephritidae.